AUGGCAUCCUCCCUGUUCUCGCUACCCGACAGCGUCUGGCGCAUCUACCGUGCGUUCAACCCUCCAACGCUGCCCAAGAACGCCAAUCCGCUGCGCAUCGGCAUCUUGGGCGCUGCAGAUAUCGCUCCGAUGGCGCUUGUCAACCCUGCACGAACGCACGCCGAUGUAGUCGUGCAUGGCAUCGCAGCGCGGGACCGCGUGUUCGACACGUAUGAUGCGCUGAUUAAUGAUCCCGAGAUUGAAGGGGUGUAUAAUCCUCUGCCCAACGGGCUACACGCGCUUUGGACGCGCAAGUGCAUCGAGGCUGGCAAACAUGACCUGCUCGAGAAGCCGAGCGCUUCGAACGCACAGGAAGCAAGCGAGCCCUUCGCACUUGCUGCGAAGAAGAACGUCGUAGUACUCGAAGCAUUUCACUAUCGCUUCCAUCCGGCGCUGCACGAGUUUCCGUACCAGCUCUAUGAGGUCAUGCCGACUCGGAGUUUGGGAGCAUCUGGAUCGCUCUGGAAAGAGACCGAUAUUCGCUUUAACUAUCCGCUGGCCGGAGGUGUCUUCAUGGACUUGGGCUGCUACGCUGUCUCAUCUGCCAUCUAUGCAUGCCGUGCUGCAGGCGGGACGGACAAGCGUGCGCAGUGGCCGAAAGACAUCCAGGUCUCUUCGGCCGAUGCGGAACUGUUCAUUCCAACGCACAAGAAUUUGAUCUCAAGCAAAUCCCACUGCGACAGCAAUGGCAAGCCAGCGAUCGACCGUAUACUCGAAGCGCAAUUUGAGGUUCCUAGCGCAAGGCUACACGCGAUCAAAUGCUCAGUACGCCCCGGACUGAGUGACCGUGUUCCUACAUGGAUUCCGUUCCUCGGCGGUAAGCGACGCAAGAUCAUCCCCAGCUUCUCGCUCAAGGAAACUUUCCAAGAUGGUACCUCGGUGGAGCUGUACAACUACAUUUUCCCUACUGUUUACCAUCAUAUCACCACCACGCUCCGCGGGUUGCGCGCGGAGAUGGCUGGCGUAAAGGAAGGCACGAAGAGGUACUCGCAGGCGUAUGUUCCAACCCCCAAGCACACGUCCGCUGGUGGUCCAGGUGCCGGAAAUGCCAAAGGCGGUGAAGAGCAAAUGAGGCGCGCCGCCAAAGAUGGCUUUUGGUCCGCAGGAAAGGGUAAGCCCUACCGGCUCACGUACAGGUGGAUGCUCGAGGCAUUUGUGGAAAGCGUUCGCAAGAGUCAAGCAGGUACACCCGCCAAAGGCACAAGGGGGACCGUCUGGGUCUCGAACGACGAGAGCGUGGCUUUCAUGCGCACGCUCGACCUUGCAUACGAAAAAGCGGGUCUUCCCCGUAGCGGCACUUAAGAAGCGGACCGUAGGGCCACGGCCAUCCUAGGAAUUUUUUUGGCUGUGUGCAGUGAAUAGCGAG
Molecule: messenger RNA, 1405 nt
Organism: Tilletiaria anomala UBC 951
Lineage: Eukaryota; Fungi; Basidiomycota; Exobasidiomycetes; Georgefischeriales; Tilletiariaceae
Exons: 4
Coding region: 1-1341 (446 amino acids)
Molecular function (GO): nucleotide binding
Source: RefSeq, a predicted model, not a curated record